Messenger RNA from Acaromyces ingoldii, 3259 nucleotides. RefSeq lists its product as hypothetical. The record is from RefSeq and is a predicted model, not a curated record. The transcript has a single exon. The coding region runs from base 275 to 2956 and encodes 893 amino acids. Lineage: Eukaryota; Fungi; Basidiomycota; Exobasidiomycetes; Exobasidiales; Cryptobasidiaceae.
GAAAACCGUCAGGGGGAAUCCUGCCCCAGCAGUGUAGCAAGGCCGCUCCCAGCGGCGGACGCAUGUCCGGCUUUACUAGCUUCUGGCUGCCACUGAUUCUUGAUAGACGAUCGAAAUCCGAGAACAACAAGAAGACAUUCUCCGUCCACGAACCCCCUAUCCUUGACUGACUUUGCUGUCCUCGCCACCGUCGCAUCUCCUUGUCACCUUUCCUCUCCUUACAACGUGAACUGACAACGACGACGACGACGACGACGACGACGAAGCUGUCACCAUGCCGCGCAUUCCUGUGCGCAUCGAGCCGUAUUCGUCACCGUCACGGCAGCACCGUCACUACAAAAACAAGCGGGACCAGGUGCUGCGAGCACUGGGCAAGUCUGCCUACAUCAAUGGCAGCCACUUUGCCAUCAUGUGGGUCUCUGCCCGUGGAGACGUCGAGACAUAUGCGUCCGAGGCACUCCAAGGUAGACUCGACGACUGGUUCAAUACCAGCGGCAUCGCAGACGAGGCCAAGAAACUCGUUCUUGAGGGCAACAACGGUGAGGCAUCGCGACGGCGGAAACCACCAAUGACACGAGGCGGUGACGGUUCCGACGGCGAACUCGAGGGCGAAGCAUUGGAGGGAGACGAGGACGACGAAGACGAAGAGGACGAAGGCGACGACUCUGGCAGCCUCUCUGCUGCGACGGACGGUGCCACGAUGCGGGGGUCCAUCACGCCCCUGAUCCAGGCCGACGACGUGUUUACCGACCCCAACCAGGCCACAUCACUGCAGGCUAGCCAAGCGCGUCUCUCACAUGGCAAUGGCAUGUCCAACAACGGGAGCACCAACAACAACAACAACAUGACACAGCAGCAGCAGGGGCUUCGGCGACCAAAAAUUGGCAGGAGCUCAUCAACGUCGACUGGCCUGCGUGCGGGCCGCAAGCCCAUCUCGCCCCUCGACACCAACGUUGCCAAUGAGCAAUACAAGCGCGAGAGUGGCCACAGCCUCCUGCACCCGCACUCAGCGACCGAAUCGCGCUUCCAGGACAAGUCGUCUGGCAUUGGCAGCAGCAACAGUCUGGGCCUAGGCCUAGGUCUGGGAGUACCCAUGUCGGCUUCGACCGACGGAGGUGCGCUCGACAUGCCACCGAGACCAUCGACUGCCUCUGGUCGCCUGUCUACCGGCCGGUCCUCCUCAUCGGGCAACGUGUCAUUCGAAACGAAGCUCAACAACGAGGCUGCUCGACGCGCCUUCCUCGAGCUGCGCUUUAGCCAGCUGCAGCAGGGCAUGUGCAAGACAGUGGCAAAGGCGUGGAUCAAGAUCAUCGAACCCAAGAAGCAGACUAGGUGUCCCUACAACAAGGGCGAGGAGGGCAAGCCGGACUGGUGGCCUGCCGGUGUCCGUCACAAGGAGCCAGAUCACCUCAUGAAGCCCGAGAGGCACCAGCUGCUCCUCACCAUCCUCCGCAGCCCGAAGAUCCAAGUCGCCCGGCUCCAGCUCGCCACGGCCGAAGUCGUCGCGCUGAUGCGGGCCGAAAAGGUGCAGCUGCUCCUCGACAUCUACCGCAUCGCGCGCGAAGAGGAGAAGAUGCGCGAAGCCGGCGUCGACAUGGACACGCCCAUGACGGUGGCAGUCAGCACCCUCGAUGGCUGGUCUGAGAACGACCAGGUAGCCACCAACGUCGACUCGUCUAACGGCACUGCCAAUGCUGAUGACGACGACGAGGGCGCAGCAGGAGGCCGAAGGAGGAACAGUGCACUGGCGUCGAGAAAGAGGUCGCUGCCCUUGACGCGCUCCGUCUCGACGGCGUCAGCAGUCUCUGGAGCCAGAAAGCGCGGUAGGCCCUCGGCAUCCAACUCGGCCGCCAGCCCGACUCUCAUGGCCGAUGGGACCAUGGCAAAUGAGCAGCUGGAACAGCGUCGCCCCUCGUCUUCGAACGCGACUUCGUGGCUGAUGCAAGAGGUGACGAACAACAACAUGCGCCGCAACCACUUCUCGGCUGCUGCUGCCCAAGCCUCUGCUGCUGCCGCCGUCUCGGCCAACCACAAGGGCUCUGUCGCCAGCUUUGAUUCUCAGUACGGCAUCUACACGCCUUUGACUGGCAGCAGCCUCCUUGCCGAUCCCGGCUUCGCCGCUGCCGCUGCCGCCAGCUCCUCAUCGCCGACCAACAUUGCGGGCCACAAUGCCUCGUUUGCUGGCUACAUGUCGGCUCCUCAGCCGCCACACGCCCAGCUCUACCCCGGCAACACCUCCUUCAACUUCGACGCGGCAGGCCAGUCGCACCACCACCCGCACCCGUCCAACCAGCAGCAACAGGGCCACAUGCAUCAGGCGCACUAUAGCGCUCUUGCAGCUAGGGGCCACGAUGCGUCGAAUCUCUUUGCGUACACAUCGGUUGAUCAGCGCCGCGAGGAUGUUGCAAGCUCCGAAGGCCAGGACGCAUCGUCUGCGAGUGCUCUCGGACUGCAGGGUAUGAACUUGCACUGGUCUCAGGGCUCGUUCAUGGACAACGGUAACCAGUGGUGGCAACAACAGCAGCACCAGCACCAGCAGCAACAGCAGCAGCAUCACCAGCAGCAGCACCAGCAGCACCAAACGCAUGCUCAACAAGGGCUCCAUCAGGCCCCUUCCUCUGAUCAGCAGGCGCCCUCGUCGCAGCAAUCGACUCAUCAAGGCGAUGUCUCGCAGGCUGAAGCAUCAUUCGACAACAGCUUCUCGACCAUUGAUACCACCGGACCCACGACGCCUUCGACGAGGGACGCAGGCCAGCAGCAUCACUUUCAGUCGUCAACCAUCGUCAAGAGGCAAGCUCCCUCGUCUGAUGAGCUAGGAACGAAUUACGAAUUGUCGCUGUCUUCAAGCGCGACCAAGCCUCAUCUUCAACACCACCACCACCACCACCAGUCUUCAACGCAACAGCAGCAACAGCAGGCAAGCGCAUUUGAGCCUUGGGUCAGUCACUCGCAGUGAAUGCGAGUUCACGACUGGACCGGCUCUAGUAAUUAAUUGUUUCGCCUCUUUAUGUGCAUCGUAUCAUAUCAUCCACGCACAACGGUCCGAUCUACAACGAGACGAUACCCCCAUACAUUUCACGCUCGUUUCCUCCUCCCCCUGAUCUCACCCUCGGAACCUCACAGCCUCCCCGUGUCUCUUACCUUCAUCUCUAGUUAGACGUUCUUGUAGCUACGCACCAUUAUCAGUUCAAGCCUCCCUUCUCUCCCCCUUCGCUAAUACCUCCUAGGUCAUUAAUGAUGAAAUAAAGUUGAUUUGACC